AUACAGUAUCGGUAGAAGACGAAUGUCCAAAGAGAAUACCGUACUUCAGGCCAUUUGCUUCAAACCGGCCGCUGCAUCCAAAAAAUGGGACAGAAUGUAUUUUUUGUAGGCACGGAACGGCUGAUACAGUUAGUCCUUUUGCUAUUUCACGUAGCAUCAGUUUCUGCCUUUUUGUUGGGUUCCCAGACCGCAGGGCUUUCGGUUUCUGGAGGAAGAUCGAGGAAGAAACUACAGCGGCCCCAAUAUCAUUUCCUGACCCCAGCAGCCGAAUCCGACUCGCGCUUCCAAGAUAUUAAGAACAGAACAAACUGUUAUUUGUUACCUCCUAUAUCAGAUAGGAAUAUUGAACUACAGACCACGCAGGCGCUGGUUUACGACCAUGAAAAAGAUAGUUUUGUCAGGGCUUCUUCAUCGCAAGGCCUGGCGGCACUUUAUUCCGUCGAUUCUAGUUCAGAAAAAUUCUCUAUACGAAUUCAAAGGGGGAUCAAGCUUACCUUUUUGCCCGAGGGCGUUAAUAAAAGCUACUAUCAUUUUAUACGAUGGAGAUUUUUGCAGCGUUUCAUCAAUUCCAAUUUGCAUGUAUUGGGGACACAAUCUCUAAUAAUGGGGCUUGGGAUUAAGUCGGCGAAAACAUUAGGAGUAUCUGCUGCUUUGACGUGGGUAUUAAAAGACGCGCUCGGGAAGCUAACUCGGCUCCUUUGGGCUUCUCGAAUGGGUCGACGAUUCGAUUCUGAUGCAAAACGGUGGCGAUUUCGAGCUUCUCUUGUAUACGCUCUAGGGAACUAUAUGGAAAUCUUAACCUACAUCAACCCGAGCUUGUUCUUGUUGUGGGCCACUAUUGCCAACUCUUGCAAGCAAGUUGCAAUGCUGACGAGCAGCGCCACGCGGACUUCGUUGUACAACUCGUUUCGGGAUGGCAAACGAGAAAAUAUUGCCGACAUUACAGCCAAGGGUGAAGCCCAGAUUGCCACUGUUGAUUUGAUUGGAAUAGCAUUUGGCGUGUCCCUGUCUAGAUUCAUCGGGACGUCUGUGAAGAAUGUCAUGAGCACAUAUUUUAUGUUACAAAUACUAGAGAUUUUCUGUCUAUAUCGACAGAUCCGAGGAGUUGAGUACAAGGUAAUGAAUUUCGAGCGUAUGACGAAAGUGGUUGGAUCCUUUCUCGACGUUGUUGAUGAUACAGAUUGCACAACAGCAAAAUCAAACACCAAUUCAACAGUCACUGAGAAAAAGAAAAACCCUGAUAUCUUAAUUCCAUCACCUAGUGAAAUUGCACGGAACGAGCGCAUCUUUCUUCCGCCAAAACACUUAAGACGACGAACUUUGGCUUUUGGAUCUCUGGGUAGAACGAAACUUAAUCCGGAAGAGUUGUCCAAGCUUUUGGAACUCUUCGCAAAUGAAAGAUACAUUCUUGUUGUUGGUGAAAAUACGAAGAAUCCUCAGAAAAGGCACAAAAUUCUUCAAAAAGAUAGAGAGGAAGAAAAAGUUCAGCAAAGCUGUCAUAUUGUAUUACACGAAAAGGCAUCGAAUUUGGACAUUGUAAAGAGUACACUUGCAAUAUUAACCCUGCGAAGAAAGUUGUUGGCACAACACAGAGUUAAUCGUAAUACUGAAUCACUAAGAUCCAGUGAUUGUUGGGCCAUAUUGGAAGAAGUCCGGUCCAGUACGGAUCGCCUCUUUCCCUUAUUAUUGAAGCAGCUUUCCCUCCAGGGUUGGGCAUCACCAAGUCGGUCAAUGUUUGGACGAGUUUCAUGGAGAGCCUCUUGGCCUCUCCAACGCGAACCGACGAGGUCUUCUCGCAAACUGUAAUGUCUCUACUGACCUCUGGAUGACUACGAAAUAGUCACACGCACUAGAUUCACUAGAAUUUUCACAUGCGAAAAUGAAAUUGAAAGAAUCAAUCGAUUUAUGUAGGAAUAUGAAGUGAUAAAAAAGUAUCGAUACCACACAAGUUACUAUUGCUGUAUGGAGAAAUUGUCUUGUAGCAAGUGGGGUAGGCUCUCCGAUUCCACUGCACACGAUGAACCAGAUGCUUCCAGCACAAAGGAUGUAACGUCUUGCAAAAUUUCGAACGGAAGAGCUCCGCCCCCAGCUUUGUGAAGAGCGCAAAUAGUUGGUUUCCUUUUUCUGCAUGAUGACGACAACGGUUCCCCUCGAUCCAAGACAACAUGAACCUUGGCGAAUGCACAAAUUUCUUCUUCUGUGGUCGCAUCGACAAUCAAAAGAUGAGUCCUCUUGUGCUUGAGCACCGUAACAGUAACAAUUAUAGGCGCGUUCCCCACACCCAAGAUCUUUCCUGCCGCCUUAAUGUCGGAGUCGAUCUGGAGGGUAGGUUUAUUUUCCCCUCCUUGGGUCGCCGGGAUGACGGAUAUUCUGGGCAACAAUGUCUGCUGCAAUGCUGCAUGAAUUCCUUGGCUACAAGCAUCGAUGAGACUGCCACCACCAGAGUUCACGACGAACAAAUCGAUGUUGAGUUUCCAGGCAAAGUACCCCGGAGCGAUGCAUAAAUUCCUCUUGUCCACUAGGUGAGGUACAAGCAAAUUCGAUAUCGUCGAUUCCAAGUCGUCGUCUUGAGUAUUCGUUCCCUUCACACAGUCGACAUGAACUUCUACAGCACCUUCCGUAGGGGCAGAACUGGCUGGCACUGCCAUCUCCGCCUUAAUCGACACCAGAACAUGGUUCUCUUUGGUCGCUAGAAAGAUUCUAGCCGAUCCAUAGGACAGAGCGAAGUCGCCCACUACGGAAGAAUAGAGCCUAAAGUCUCUGCGCGAUCUUCCGUCAGCACGGCAAUCGUCCUGACAGCCAUCGAGUAUAAAGUUUGACUCGGCGCUCGAAAUUGCCAUCUUUGAUAGAUUUUGCUUCUGCUGGGGGCAGUGGUUGCUUUCCGUUCCUAAAGGUAGUCAGGUUGGUGUGCUUCGUUGGCUUUUCCUGUUUGGUUUUUGUCGGUGUUCUUCCAUAAUUUCUUCUGGCAGAGAAACUGAUCAGAUUUUUUUCCCGAAUUGAAACAGUAGUGGGUGAUUUCCGGUUUCCGAUUUCUUAUGAGAGUGUUGUGAGCGACGCACAGACGCAAGAAACAAAGACCUGAAACUAUUGAACCACUUGCCCUCCGAACUACGGUAACAAACAGCCUUGCCCUCAUUCUUGAAGUAUUGCAGCAACAAAGUACCAUGGUGAGAUGUGACUCUAAGGUAAAGGAAUAUGCAGAAUACAAUAAAGAUUCACCCGACACCUUAGAACCAUUGAACCACAUACCUUCAAAGAAAUAACAAGAAGUUGUGUGUACUAGAAUAAAGAGUUAGUAUCGUA
Pseudo-nitzschia multistriata is the source of this 3303-nucleotide messenger RNA. Lineage: Eukaryota; Bacillariophyta; Bacillariophyceae; Bacillariales; Bacillariaceae. The record is from the annotation of a GenBank genome assembly.